Molecule: messenger RNA, 2193 nt
Organism: Notodromas monacha
Lineage: Eukaryota; Metazoa; Arthropoda; Ostracoda; Podocopida; Cyprididae
Source: the annotation of a GenBank genome assembly
AUGGAAAAGGUACGGAGAAGUUUACCGAAUCCGGACGAGAUCAACACGAUUGACGUGGGUGCAACCGGAAGUGGAAGUAAAGAGAACGGGAAAAGCAGUGUUCGUCAGCCGUGGAAUUCCGAUCAGAGCAGUCGAUACGUCGAACUUUUGCUCGUUGUCGAUAAAACCAUCUACGAGCAACACGGGAAAGACCAGGAGAAAAUUUUCAACCGUGCCAAAACCAUUGCCAACAUCGUCAAUUCCCUCUACGCUCCACUUGACAUAUUCGUUGGUCUGGUGGGCGUCGUGAUCUGGACGGAGCAUGACGAGAUCGCGUUGAAACCGAACGGAGACGAAACCCUGACGAACUUCCUGCAUUACCGACGCAAGCGACUGGUGAAGAUGCAAAACAACGACAACGCUCAGUUGCUGACCGGAACCAAGUUCGAAGGAGGAGUGGUUGGCAAGGCUCUUAAGGGUCCGAUUUGCACGUAUGAAUUCUCCGGCGGAGUGAACAUGGAUCAUUCAGAAGUGGUGGGCCUGGUCGCCACGACCGUUGCGCAUGAAAUGGGCCACAACUUUGGCAUGGAGCACGACAAGGAAACGUGCGAGUGUCCCGAGGCACGAUGCAUCAUGGCACCUUCUUCAUCUCCCACCCGUCCGUCGCAUUGGAGCUCAUGCAGCAAGGAGUACUUGAAGCUCGCGUUCGAUCAUGGCAUGGAUCACUGCUUGAAGAACUUGCCGGCGACCUUGUUUGGUCCUGUUUGCGGUAAUGGUUUCCUGGAGGAGGGCGAGGAGUGCGAUUGUGGAUUGCAGGACAGAUGUGCGGACAAUCCGUGUUGCGAUGCGACUACGUGUCGUCUGGCGACGAACGCGACUUGCGCGACCGGGAAGUGCUGUGAUUUGAAAACCUGCUCACCGAAAUCGGUUGCGACGGAAUGCCGCAAAUCGUCGAAUGAAUGCGACUUGCCGGAGUUUUGCACCGGCAAUUCCGAGUUUUGUCCGGAGGACGUGAAAGUUCAAGAUGGAACUACUUGUAACAGCGGUCACGCCUAUUGCUAUUUGGGUGCAUGCCGCACGCAUCAUGAUCAAUGCAGGUUACUGUGGGGUCCGUCAGGAAACUCGUCGGACGAGAAGUGCUACGAGAUGAACAGACAGGGUACUCGUCACGGAAACUGCGGAUAUUACAGAGAAAAUAAAACCUACGUUUCCUGUGCUCUUGAGCAUGUCAUGUGUGGCAUGGUUCACUGUUCGCAUAAGAACGAACGCUUGGAGUUUGGAAUGGAAAGUGUGGCUAUUCUUAGCCACAAAUUUCUCCCCGUGGAUAAUGGAAAAUCUAUCAAAGAGGAAGCAAUUCCUUGUCGAACCGCGAUCGUGGAUUUGGGACUUAAUGAAGUCGAUCCCGGUCUUGCUCCUGAUGGAGCGAAAUGCGGCUCCGAUAAGUUGUGCGUCAAUCAGAAGUGUGUCCCUCUAGCGUCGCUGAAGGUGUCAAAAUGCCCUUACAAUUGCAACGGAAAAGGAGUUUGCAAUUCGAAAGGACAUUGCCACUGCAAUUUGGGUUACGCCCCACCUUACUGUGAUGACUUCGGAACUGGAGGGAGCAUUGAUUCUGGGCCUGCUUCGGACAAAAGUGGCGUGGACGGAUUCUCCAAAGCCAUGUACAUCAUUUUCUUGGGGAUCGUACCUGUGUCUGCCAUCCUGGUCUGCCUGUUCUACUAUGGCCGCCGCGAAAGCAUUCUUCUGUGGUGGAAACGAGCCCCGCGGGUCGGGCGCAGCCGGACGCCGCCCAAUGCUGCCAAAACCCGGCGUUUCCCGAUUGAUCCUUCGGCCUGUGCGGCAGCCGCCACGGCCGCCUUCCGGAACGCUAAGUACGUGUCUUCCGUACCACCAGCGCGUCCCAUACCCCCAGUUUGUUCGCCAACUGCGCCUUCCGCUUUGCUUCCCUCCCCUGAUUUUCCUGCGCGAGUGGUUCUUCCUCGUCCUAUCGAAUCUCCUGAAGCAGGGAAGAAGGACGAGCCCUUGUUGAGGCCGGUACGUGCGGCGCCUCCGGUGCCGUUCCAAAAGAUCCCGUCAGGCGUCGGCGGGUCGCGAGGAAGAACGGCACUGGAAGUGUCCCGGCCGAAGUUGAUUCGAACGACUUGUGAUGAUCAUACGGAAUGUUUUGAAGAUGCGUUGGAGGAUGAACUGACGAGCGGAGAUUCGGGCAUUGCUUGA